This is a messenger RNA of Tachysurus vachellii, 4989 nucleotides long. RefSeq names its product hepsin (gene hpn). Gene Ontology annotation, biological process: proteolysis. NCBI's taxonomy places the organism in Eukaryota, Metazoa, Chordata, Actinopteri, Siluriformes, Bagridae. The coding region runs from base 473 to 1747 and encodes 424 amino acids. Gene Ontology annotation, molecular function: serine-type exopeptidase activity; serine-type endopeptidase activity. The record is from RefSeq and is a predicted model, not a curated record. The transcript is spliced from 13 exons. Gene Ontology annotation, cellular component: membrane.
UGCGCGUUUACAAGUGUUAUACUGCUCUGUUUUUACGCACUGUUUAGUACAAUAGCGUGUGGUUUGAGACGAGAGCACCUGAGCCCCCCUUUAUAGCACACCUGGCCCCCGGGGACGGCUUCCACUGACCGGAAGGAGAGAGACAGAGGGAGAGAGAGAGGGAGAGAGAGAGAGAGAGAGAGAGAGAAGGGAGUGCGAGAGGAACAGCUUUCUGUACCUGUUGUCCAAGCAAAAAAGCUCCUUUUUACCCAAAAUCUAAAAGCGGUGUGACUCUGGGGACGCGCUAAAUGUCAACUGGACGCGGUGAGAAAAAUCUCACUUUAGUUUCUUUGCUUAUUUCUUCAGGACUUCAAACAGAAAGACACCUGCUGCUGAAAAAGGUGAACUGAGUUACACAGGGGAGAUUUUGGGGGGCGACCCGCAGCGUCGUGGUUUCCUUUCAUUUUUCUCCGUUUUUUCUUUGCGAAGGGAGAUGACAGAGAAAAAGAUCGGAGCACCAGGGAUGGCGCUGUGUAGCCGGUGGCGAGCCGCCGUGGCUGUAUGUGUGACCGCUGUGGUCCUGGCUGGACUGGGAGCCGCAAUCUGGGCCCUGGCUACGUACAUAAAGACAGCAGAAGACAUGGGUUUAUAUGACGUGCAGGUGAGCGUGGCGGACCAGAGACUGCGGGCGUUUGACUCCACCCAGCGGAGGUGGAGACACGUCUGCUCAUCCAGCGCCAACCAGCUGCUCGCCUCCAUCAGCUGUGAGGAGAUGGGCUUCGUCAGGGCAAUAAAUUUCUCCGUCACGUGCGCUCCUGACAGCAGCAGCAGCAGCCACGAGUUCUUCUGCGUGAAAGAGAGCGAGUUGACCUACGGCAAGAAGAUCAGCACCGCGCUCUACCCGUGUACAUGUGAAAAAGGACAGAUUGUUCAAGUGCUUUGUCAGGAUUGUGGCCGGCGUAUGCUUCCUGAGGAGCGGAUUGUGGGAGGUGUAGAUGCACGUCAGGGCUCGUGGCCGUGGCAGGUCAGUCUGCAGUAUGAUGGAGUUCACCAGUGUGGAGGAUCCAUCAUAUCAGACCGCUGGAUUGUCAGUGCUGCACACUGCUUCCCUGAGAGAUAUCGUCACGUGUCGAGGUGGAGGGUUUUGAUGGGUUCCAUCUACAACACACCCAUCCAUAAGAACGUGGUGAUCGCCGAGGUGAAGACGGUGGUUUAUCACAGCAGUUACCUGCCCUUCGUCGACGCUAACAUCGACGACAACAGCCGCGAUAUCGCCGUGCUCUCGCUCACGAAGCCUCUUCAGUUCACCGACUACAUCCAGCCCGUGUGUUUGCCGACCUACGGCCAGCGGCUGGUGGACGGUCAGAUCGGCACGGUGACCGGCUGGGGAAACGUCGAGUAUUACGGCACACAGGCGGCGAUCCUCCAGGAGGCUCACAUUCCCAUCAUCAGUGAUGCCGUCUGUAACGCCCCUGAUUACUAUGACAACCAGGUCACCACCACCAUGUUUUGCGCUGGUUACGAGAAAGGAGGAACCGAUUCCUGUCAGGGAGACAGCGGUGGUCCGUUCGUAGCAGCUGACUGUCUGUCCAAAACGAGCCGCUACAGGCUGCUGGGCGUAGUGAGCUGGGGGACGGGUUGUGCCAUGGCAAAGAAACCCGGCGUCUACACACGAGUGUCCCGCUUCCUGCCCUGGAUCUCCAGCGCCAUGAGGACUUAUGAAAAUUCCCCCGGAGUCCAUAAAAUGGCUCGUGCAGCCACAGCGUAGGACACCUGAGACUCGAAGCUGUCAGAAAAGGCCGCGAUCAGGUCUGUGAUGGACGUCACGAAGUCCCCGAGACCAAAACAGUUGAUCAGAAAGAAGUCAAGUCUCCUGACUGACACUCAAACUGAAGCCUUUCAGUCAAAUGUUCAUUUUGUCCAGCGGCUGUAAUUCAGUAAUUAUAAAAUGCCACAGUUUAGAGGACGAGUCUACAGAAACGUCUAAUGAAGGGUUUAUAGGGUGGGUUUUAUUCAGACUUUAUACACUCACAGUAAAAAAGGUACUCAAUUUACGUUUGUAGAGGUGCUCGAAUAAAUCAUCAGACCUGCGUCCGAGCUCGUUUUAUACACAGUACUAUAAUACUAAACUAUAAUGUACGUCCAUACAGUAAUACAGUUAAUAAUAAAUGAAUUAUAGAUGUUUUAGAUGUAAAUCUGAGCAUAAACACGUUUAAUUCAGCUCAGUUUAGUUCAUUUGUAAAUGUCUACAGAUUUUAACAACGUCAUCACGAAGCAUCUUUAGAGAAAUCCACUUUUUAUUAACGAAACCAAAGGUCAAAGGUCAAAUAAACCAAGCGAACUACGUUGUGAAAGAUUUGUUUUUUAAUUCUGCUUUUUUUUUUUAUCGAGUUCCUGUUUGUCAAUAGAGAAACUCAGCAUUGCUCAGAUUCACGAUAAAUGUUGGCACCUCUGUUUUUAUUAGUCAACCUUUAAAAAUGAAACCCUAACAACAUAAAUCAUAAAGUUUUACAUGGAAACGAAAGGAACCCCAGCGACAAGGCACCGUUACAGUAAGUACCUUUUUUGUUCCUGCGAGUGUUCGUGCGAAUUCAGAAACUGGACAAAGAUUUUUUUUGUUUACUUUCAGGAAAAUCUGAAUGACAAGAACAAUUCAUAAAUCAUCUGUUGUGUGCAGGUUUUAAUAAAUGUACACUAGGCUUGUGCGAUGUUGGUUUUGACGGACAGACAUGUCAGGUCUGAGGAGGAGAUGAUGUGCUGUAAUAUCAUCAGCUGUAGUCAGGAGCCGACUGGAGGCAGAGGCAAGUGACAGCUUCUCAGCUGGAGGUGGCUUUAAAGGUGCGGUGCACGAUGUUUGAAAGCCAAUGUUGACAUUUGAAAUCACCAAAACAAACACGGCCCUAACCCAAAUGGGUGUCGCCCCUGUUUUGAUAGCUCCGCCCCACACAUACAUGGUAUACAAGGGAGCCUAGUGGUUAAGGUGUUGGGCUACCAAUCGGAAGGUUGUGAGUUCAAUUACUACGUUCACCAAACUGCCACUGCUGGGCCCCUGAGCAAGGCCCUUAACCCUCAAUUGCUCAGUUGUAUAAAAAAAAAAAAAUGAGAUAAAAUGUAAGUCGCUCUGGAUAAGGGCGUCUGCUAAAUGCUGUAAAUGUAAAUGUACAGUAAAUACAUACGUAACCCAGGCAACUAUUAUGGCGGAACCUGCUGGGGCGGCUGGCAGAGGGGAUAUUUUUAUCAAUAAAUGAACACAAUGAGUAAUACUAUGGUAAUACACAUGUGUGUUUGUAGUACUGUGUGUUGUAGCGUAAAAGGUUUAUCUCCGUUUCACGCCGAAAACGACGUUCGACACCUAGAACCCGAGGCAGAGGUAACGGCAGGUAUCCGCCAUGUCAAUGUUUCAAUCACUUUCUGCUAAUGUCACACAUGCGCACUGAACACUCUCUCUGCCGCAUAUGGACAAGACACGCCCCUUUCUGCUCAUUGGCUACACGUUUGUUUUGUUCGUCGGCCCGACCCGGUUUUCUGAAACAUUUUUCAAACAUCGUGCACCGCACCUUUAAGGUGACUCUGCGUUGUGUAACAUUACAUUUCUGUUCUAAUCCUCAUUUGUUAUCGUCGUCUUAUUCCAUACGGCCGACAUGUUCACUGACGCUGCUGCUCUUAGUGCUGAAACUGGAAAGAAAGCAAAAGAAAAUGAUAUAUACAGUAUAUAUUUUUGUAAAUGAUUAAAUUUGACACUCUGUUAUAGAUUUAUUUCUAUUUGAGUCAUUAUUUUUCUUCAUUUUUUUCUUCUCUAACAUCAAAUGAAAUUACUUUUAUUAAGAAUGACCUGAAAAUAAAUAAAGUCACGUUUAACGUACAUGGAUUUUAUGUCAUGCAACUCCAUUUACUGAGACAGGAAGUGAUGACGCCUUGGUUGGGGUACGAUCUGGGGUAAGUGGGCGGGGCUUUUCAAUUUUCAAAUUGGCUCCUUUGCUGUUUUAUCAGAGAGGAAAAGACAACUUGAUAAUAUAAUGUGAUAUAAUGUGGCGUUAUAUAAUAAGAGCAGAUAUCGGGGCAGCGUAAUAUCACGUGGAGACGUUUAUAUGGUUAUAUCGCACAAGCCUAGCGUAUAGUCACUCAGUUUAAUGAAGGAAUAUCAGAGAGGUUUACGUCACUGUGACGGUGUAGAGAGCUGUGACACGGAAUUAAACAGUUACAGAGCGAUUUCACUAUAAGAUCAAUUAUAAACCAAGAGUUAAAGACUUGGUUUGGAAAUGAAAUGGAUUAUUAAGUUUAUGAAAUCUGCACAUCUGCACUGUUGUUUUUCUGAACAUUUUACUGUUUUGGUUUUCAGUCUGGACCUAAAAAGAUUGGCUGCAGUGUUGAAAAAAAAACCCCUUUAUAUAUCCUGUGUUUCUCUUCUUUUAUUGUUAUUCUUUUCUUUUCUUUUCUUUUCUUUUCUUUUCUUUCUUACCGGCUGUGGAAUAGCAGUAAUAUAAACCAAAGACUGCUUCAUUUAGCCGCAGUAGUAUUAAAGCGGCGGUCAGUAUUUUUGCUUGUUACUUGUGUUUAUUUUUGUAAAUAUACAGUAAAAAUCUUCCGCUAUGCAACAUCGCUGUUUAAUUGUUACUAGGUUGUAUUUCUGAUUGUAUUGUCAGUUGUGAAAGCUGUAAUUUACUGUAGCUGUAACUACACACUGUUUAUUGUUCUGUAUUUAAUAUAAUUCACAGCACAAUUUACACAGAAAAAUCAAAUCAAUGUGGAAUAUUUACCGGAGCUUUAUAUUUAAAGCAGAUUGAUGUACAAGGUCAUAAUUUCCCAUGAGCCUUCCUUCUCUUAUUGUUAUAAUAAUGUGUAUUUGUGUGCACUUUCUAUCCUUUAUGUUCAUGAGAGUUGAGUAAUUGAUGUGAAUACGUUGUACAUGACUGAGAUUCUGACUGCUGACCUCUUUAAUGUUUCAUAUAAAUGUCAUUUUCACUGGAAAUGUUACAACCACGGGCAUUGAAAUAAAGUCUUAAUUUUAAA